Molecule: messenger RNA, 3298 nt
Organism: Effrenium voratum
Lineage: Eukaryota; Dinophyceae; Suessiales; Symbiodiniaceae
Source: the annotation of a GenBank genome assembly
AUGAAAGCGGAGCGCUGCGACGUGGAGCUGGGAAAGGCCUGGAAGCGCGCCGGGGUGAAGGUGGCGGACCUGCUGAUUGCCACCGAAUACUUCCUGACCUUCGCCUCCUGCCACCUGGAGCUCGCGCACUCGGACGGGCGCCCGGCGCACGCCAUGCGCUCCGUGAGCGACGGGGCCAAGGUCUUCCUGCUGGACGAGGACUUCAGGCCGCGGCCGCCCAGCGCGGAGGAGCUCACCGGGCUGCUGGGCGUGGCCGGGCCCCAGGUGACGCCUGGCUAUGUGGAACGCGUGGGAGACGGCCCGCCGGUGAUUGGUUCCGGGCCGCUGAGUGCGGACAUGUUCAAGGUCAUCGAUGGAGAAUGGGUGCUGGUGCCGAAGGACAUCAUGAAACGCCGGCCCGACAACAGCUUCGUGUCCGUGGGUCGAGGCGGUGGCACGGUGAAGGUGCGCGGAGGCGUGCUGAUGUCCACCAACACGGUGGAGGUGCAGCUGGAGCACGGCGGGGACGUGGCCGCCUGCUGCAUCACGGAGCCCGUGCACGUGGAGGGCGGCGCAUCCGUGGUGCUCGAACUGCGGGCGGGAGACCAGUGGUCGCUACGGAACAGCCUGCAGCAAGCGAGCUUCCUCCGGAUGCCGGUGCUGUUCGUGUGCAAGAUGCCGCGGAACGAGAGCACAGGCAAGGUGCAGAAGAGUUUGGUCCAGGAGCUGCGGUUGGCGGAGAGCGACCUGGAGGCCUCCCAUCGCCGGCAGCUGCGCCACGCGCAGGCCGCGCAGGCCGCCUGGUACUGGCGGAUCGCCAGGCCGGUUCUCCUAGUCUGCGUGGUGCAGCCGCGAACACUUCUGCGCCUGCUGCAGGCCGUGUACCACCCCAAGAGCUUCCUCUUCGCAUUGCUGGGCAUUGCUCCGGAGGGCGUCCUGCAGUUCGCGCUAGCUGCCUGGAGCUACGGCGCCUUGGCGCAAGCCAAGCAGCUGGGUGCCUGGAGCCCGCUGGCGGGCCUGCCCGGGCUUGCGCUGGCCGCCUCCCCCGUGUCCUUGGCGUCGGCGGUUCUGGUGGCGCUGGUGGCGCUUUGGAAAUGCGAAGGAAAAAGCAAAGAGCUGGAACGGCUGCAGGCGCUGCGUGACCAGGUUGGAAGCUUGCGGCUCUGCAUCUCUUUGGCCCUGGUGGUGCGGGCCCUGCCGCAGGAGGUUACUUGGCUCUACUCCCUCGGGCUUUGGGUGCUGUACACCUGCAACCGGAGGCUCACGACAAAAGAAGGCUGGCCACAGAAGCUCUGGAGCUUUGCAGCCAGCGCCUGCGAGUCGGCGCGCUACAUGGCAUGCUUCCCAGUCCUGUUUGCUCUUGCGCUGCCCAGCAUCGUUCAGGACCAGUUCAAGGACUUUUCCUGGCGCCAUCUGCCAGAAGCUCCGAGCCCCUGCGCUCGGGACCAGGUGGGCGCUGGCUAUAAGGGCGCUUUUGCGCAGAUGCAGCGCGUGAGCGGCGGCAUGUGGCGGAAGCGGAUCUGGGUGGAGACGGACUACGUGCCGCAGGACCCUACCAGCAUGCAGGAGGCACCACGAGUUCUGGCCGCGGCAACGGGGGCGCAGCAGCUGGCGCAGCAAUUAGCGCGCCAGGCGGGCGUGGACUUCCGCAGUGUGGACUCCCUGCGCAUCGCCCGGCUGUCGGUGCUGCUCAAGAAGUACAUGCGGCCCAAGAGUGGUUCAGAGCCCUUGGAGUUCAAUGAGCUGAGAGAGGCCUGCAGUGAGGAGGCCAGCUUCCUGCAUCUGGCGGAGGAGCGGCUGGAGGUUGGAGCGCAGGAGGAGGCCAGCGGCCCCCAAACGAGCCUGCUCGGCCGGCUGCGGCGAUGGUUGACCGGAGUCAGGAUCCACCGCGAGGGCGCGACCAACGCGCCGUGGGACUGCCAGGUGGAUGUCCUGUUGCGGCGGGAGGGGAGGCAGCUCCAGCUGCCGAUGUUGCGCGAAGCGCUGGAGGCGGUGCUGAGGCAGCAGCCCAUGCUGCGCGCCCAAGUGCCCCCGGACGAUGGAACGGACCUGCAGCUGCUGAACGGGCGGAACGGACUCUCCACCACGGUGGCGUCGGUGUGGUCCAUGCUCGGCGAGCUGGGCCUCUUCGAGUCUAUGCCGCUCCUGGGGAGCGCCGUCUCAGCAGCGAUUUGGCAGUGCUGGCCCCGCACGGUGAUCCUGGAAGAUGCCCCGAGCUUCGAGAUCCCAGUGCUGUCCAGGACUACUGGCAAAGUGGACGCGGACGAGGUCUAUAGUGUGCUGAACGAGUCCGGCUGGGGCUGGUGGAAGUCCGCCUCGGCGCUGAACCUGUGCCUCGUGAACCUGGAGAGUGAGGGCACCAUCACCUCCUUCCUCUACUGCAGCGUCACCCACAAGUACGGCGACGGGGGUGCGGCCGCCGCCUUGGUCACUGCUCUGGGAGAGGCCUAUGACACCUUGGCUAAUGGCGGCGCGCUGAGCAGCGCUGAGCACCCGGUGGAAACGGUGAACCAGCAGAGGCUCUGGAAGUACCUGACCAGCCCGGGACAGGAGGGCCAGGUGGACAUGUAUCUCUUCGACAUCGUCAGUGACAUGCACAACCACGCCUAUGGCCAAAGCGUGGGUGUGGACCUGGGCGCCUCGGUCUGCGACCUGCUGCGCGCCGCCGCGCUCCGCCUCAGCUGCAGCGAGGAGAUCGCUUGGCUGAGCUGCCUCUCCUGCGCCAUGCUCAGGCUGCUACCGGACGAGAAACUCCUGAAAAUCAUGCUGGUGCACAACGGCAGGCUUGGGGAUGCGGAGGGAGCUGUCGCUUGUGUCUCCAAUUACGUCAUGAUCACGAUUCCCUGCUUGGAUCGCUACAACACACCGCUGGCGGAUGUGUGCAGCCGCGUAAAGCACGCGGUGACCCAUGGUCAGUUUCGGCGGCCCAGCCCCUGCGAGCAAGCGCAUGCGCGCAUCAACAUCGGCGGGAUGAUUGGCACGGACGGUCAGUUCACGCAGCUCUUCCGAAGCCCUCGUGGAGGGAGGGAGCCUGGCUGGUCGAGGGCGCCCUAUGUCAUCCAGCUGCGUAUGGACAACGAGGGCGGCAUUUGGUGCGUCAAAGACUUCAAGUGCCACCAGAUGCUGGAUGCCAGCACCUACUGGACCUCUGUGGUCUGCGCGGCUCAAGAGAUCGCCGAGGGAUGCUUUACCAACCCCUUGGCGGAGUGAGCAUCGCCGCUGCCGUUGGGGGCUAUUGGCCGUGUAAAACAGGACCUUUGACACCAAAAAGCGUGUUCAAGUGAAUAAGUGGAGUACACAGGACUAGAAGGAAACCACC